AUGAGUGACGAGCUCGGAAACAAAUCAAGCGUAUUGAGGUCUUUUGCCACCAGCAUCUAUGUCCUAGGACUCGCGUUCGGACCAUUGGUUCUUUCGCCGCUCAGUGAGAUUUACGGUCGGUUACCAGUCUUAAACUUUGCCAAUCUCUGGCUCGCCGUUUGGCAAAUCCCUUGCGCAAGGGCUGGCAGUAUCGGCAGCCUCAUUGCCUUCCGUUUUCUGGCUGGCGUAGGCGGGGCUGCGUCACUGACGCUGGGCGGCGGACUCAUAUCGGACAUGUUCUUACUGGAGCAGCGCGGUACUGCUAACUCCAUCUUUAGUGUUGGGCCACUGUUUGGCCCUGUGCUAGGGCCCAUACUAGGAGGCUUCAUCUCUGAAAGGGCCGGAUGGCGCUGGGUCUACUGGGUUCUUCUGGCUGCGUGUAUUACCCUGGCCGUCAUUGUCUUUGGUUUCAGCCGCGAAACCAACCACGUGGUAUUGCUGCGCAGGCGUACAGAGAAGCUCAGAAAGGUGCUGGGGAGAGAUGACUUGGUCAGUAUCUACGAUGUCAGCACACCCAGAACAAGUCGCAGAGAGCUGGCCAUACUCGCUGCUGGAGUCAUCAAACCAUUCCAGUUCAUCACCAGGUCGCCAAUCGUCCCUCUCUUGGCAAUCUAUAUGGCCUUUGUUUUUGGCCUCCUCUACCUGCUUCUUACAACUGUCGCCGGUGUAUUCACGGAUACAUACGAUUGGCCUCUGGAGAUUUGUGGCCUUGCUUAUCUAGGACUCGGCUUAGGUUUCGUUAUGGGGCUUGUUAUCACAGCUUGGACCUCGGAUGCUACUGUGAUACGGCUCACAAAAGCUAACAGAGGAGGAUAUAAGCCAGAAAUGCGACUAGCCCCGUCCAUCAUUUUUGCUCUUUUCGUUCCUAUCAGCUUUUUCUGGUACGGCUGGGCUACGGACCAACAAGUUCAUUGGACCGUUCCGAUCCUAGGUCUGGCUCCAUUUGGAUUUGGUAUGAUGGGUAUUUUUGCGUCCAUUCAAACCUACUUUAUCGACAUUUCAGGCCAUUAUUCGGCCUCUAUACUUGCUGCUCUUACAACAGUGCGCUGCAUCUUUGGUUGCUUCCUCCCAUUAGCCGGACCACAGAUGUACGCCUCUCUGGGACUUGGCUGGGGCAACUCGCUUCUUGGUUUUAUUGGGUUGCUUUUAAUUCCGGCGCCCCUAGCUAUUUAUCGCUUUGGAGGUGGUCUUCGAGAGAAAUACCCUCUAAUGCUCUGA
This is a messenger RNA of Colletotrichum siamense, 1257 nucleotides long. It is a transcript of the gene prlG-0, whose product is annotated as MFS transporter prlG. Bases 1 to 1257 code for a protein of 418 amino acids. The record is from RefSeq and is a predicted model, not a curated record. Gene Ontology annotation, biological process: transmembrane transport. Gene Ontology annotation, molecular function: transmembrane transporter activity. NCBI's taxonomy places the organism in Eukaryota, Fungi, Ascomycota, Sordariomycetes, Glomerellales, Glomerellaceae. The transcript has 2 exons.